Molecule: messenger RNA, 2623 nt
Organism: Vitrella brassicaformis
Lineage: Eukaryota; Vitrellaceae
Source: the annotation of a GenBank genome assembly
CUCGUCGUUGGCCGCAAUGAGCAGCGCCCUUCGCCUGUCAGGGGGUGAUGGAUGAGGUUUAGGGAUAGAAUUCAGAAGCCACCGACCGUGAUGGAGGUAAGGCUCACCGCCGCUCUACGCCGGCCACCCCUUUCAUUUCGCCUCUCCGUGCACAUGUGUGUGUGGCCUGUGUCACCUCUCAGGGUGGCGCAGCCGUGCGAUUCAUCGCAGAAGGCUGCAGCACCCGGCUUGGCGAGGAAGUCUUCGUGUGCGGCAGCGUGCCGGAAUUGGGGAACCUCAACGCCCUCCCGUUGGGCUGCCGCCAUCUUCCCACCACCGCGAAGAAGCUCCAGUGCGUCGAUUGGGGUCCACAGGGCGGCAGAUGGGAGUCCGACAGGAUCUCCAUCGCCAACAUCCCCGGCAGGAACAAGCCUGUAGAGUACAAGUAUGUGAUAUGCGACCGCAGCAACCCGCCCAAGAUUCUGCGCUGGGAGACGGAGUUCGGACAGCUCGGCCAGCACCGGGCGAUUGCCGUCGAGCCGGGCCAGAUCACGACACAGCAUGACAACUGGGGGGUGGUUCAGCCCAUCCGCACGACAUUUGAGCCCCUCACCGGCCACAAGCGCGGAGGUAGGUCUGCUGAGGAAGUGUGGUGCGUCAUGUCGUCAUGUGUGAGUGUGUGCACAUCAAUCAGGUGAUAGGAAGAGGCGUUUGAGCCAGCCCGACGAGGAAACAGAAGCCAACAAGAAGGUGUGUAUGUCAAGAUCAUCGCGCCACAGCAUCCAUCCAUGCCAUGCACAGCCUCUGUUCCAUGAACGAAUGGACCUGUUCUGGCAGGGGCGUUUUGGCGGUCACGUAGCUGUCGGGCCGGUCGACACAUCGAUGGAAGGGGUAAGUAAGGGUCAUUCACAUGGAGGGAUGCAAGUGAGGCAGCAUGUGCGUGUGUGUGCUCAUCGGUUGGUGUGUGUCGUUCUGUUCUGUGUCGGGUGGCAAUGCUUGAUCAGGUGUCUGCUGACGUUGUCGUUGACUCGAUGAACAAUGCCGAGGGCGGCGUUGACGAGGUGGGUGGGCACGUGGGCGGAAAACACAGACAGACAGACAGACGGCCAGAGACGCGCAUGUGUGUGUGUGCUGUCAGGGGGUUAGUGCGUUGGAGAGUGCGUUGGAGGAGUCGGCACAGCCCUCCGAUGAGCUGCAGGUCAGUAUGCAGCAAGCCCAUUGACACGCACAAGACGGAUGUGUUUCGUCUGUCUGUGUUUGGCUGCAGCUGAACGGUAGUGUUGGUGUUGGUGACCCUGCGCAGAUGCAACACCCGUCCAGUCUGCCGCCUCUGGUAAGUCUCCCAACCGCACAGACACCAACACACAAACGCGCUGGCUUCUCUCCCUCUCUCUCCCUCUCUCUCCCUCUCUCUGUUUGUGUGUGUGUGUGCUGUCAGGAUGCCAAGACGUCUGAGCAGCUUGCCAGCGUUGCCGAGGAGGCUGACCAGAAAACCACCGAUGAGCUGCAAGUCAGCGCAUGACUCUUGACACUCACAACACGAAACUGAUGCGUGAGCGUGUGUGCCUGUGAUGGAUGUGUGGCGUCUGUCGAUCUUUGGCAGCAGGUGGACAGUAGUGUUGGUGUUAGUGUUGGUGGUGAUGAGAAGGUGCAGCAGCAGUCGGCUCCGCCGACGCUGGUAGGUGUCCCAACCGCACAGACACCAACAUACAAACGCACAUCGUAUGUCUGUGUGAUGUGCGAAGGCCCUUUAGGUCGAUCAUUGGGUUAUGGCUGCGUCGCCGCCACCCGUGGGCACCCAGGCCAGAUUGAAAUACGUCAGCCACCACCCCCUCCCCCCUCCCCCGUCCCCUCCACACACACAGAGAGACGGACGUAUGGCACGCAUUGCAGAAAGACAUCCGUGUGCAUUGGAUUGGCCACAUGCCUGCAGGAUAACCUCAUUGAAUUCAUCAACCAUCGGCCCGCCCCCGAGCAGCGGCUCGCCCACGACACAAUCGACCGUCUCAACAAGGGCUCUUCUCACAAGGACUUCGACGAUAUCAACGCUCACAUCGAUAGCACAUUCUAUCACGUGAGUGAGGGACACCGCCUCCCUUGACCCCCACCACAUGCAGUGCAUGAUGUGUGUCAUACACAUAUGUAUGUCAUCAGAGCACUAAGAUGGGGGACGCUGAAUUUGAGAAUCACUUGUGGCCGAGCGAGGCGGAGAAGGGGCAGCUCGACGUCAAUCACCAGGCCUUCCAGGCUAGUCCCAACACCAGGCAGAAGGAGCGAAACAAGACGCGGGCGCAGUACGCAAAGAAGAUCAUGCACAAGGUGGGUAGCGACCUCAAGGCCUACAUGAGGGUGAUUAUGGAUCUCAGAGGCUUGAAUCGUAGGUAGACACAUACACACAUACACACAGAUGCCGCCUGCCUGGCUGCCUGGCAUGACGACAUGAUUGAUGUGGGUGGAUGGAAAGGGGCGUAAGGGUGUGCCUGUAUGUGAAGUGUGCAUCUACAGUGAGUGUGCCUGUGUAUAGUCCUCAUCAGUGCGCAACAUUGCGUUCGUGUGCGUGCGCCUGCUGGAUGGAUCGCCUUGUGUGCGUGUGCGGAGGUGGCGUGGGUGUUGCAUGUGUAUAUAUAAGGGACGAGAAUCAACG